Culex pipiens pallens (northern house mosquito) is the source of this 461-nucleotide messenger RNA. RefSeq lists its product as uncharacterized. Bases 201 to 461 code for a protein of 86 amino acids. The record is from RefSeq and is a predicted model, not a curated record. The transcript is spliced from 2 exons. Lineage: Eukaryota; Metazoa; Arthropoda; Insecta; Diptera; Culicidae. Gene Ontology annotation, molecular function: RNA binding.
UUCAUCGCACGUGUGAUUGCCGCAAAACGUCAGUUCGUAACAAAAAGGGUGAGAUUUUUUUCCGUUCAUUUCGCAACUCCGUAAACAAAGUUCGUGAACUGCAUGAAAUUCUUACCAAAACUUCGCAUUCUCUAAAGCGAUACUGUUUUUUUUCCGUUCCCCUCUGCUGCCACUUUUAAUUUUCCUACUGCUGUCUGGUCAUGGCCGGUGGUGCCGCCUCCCGUUCGCUCAAGAUCUUCGUGGGAAACGUUCCGUGGACCGUCGGUCACCGCGAGUUGCGUAACUACUUUGCCCAGUUUGGAAAGGUCUCGUGGGCCCAGGUCAUCUUUGACCGGCGAACCGGCCUCUCCAAGGGCUACGGCUUCGUGUCGUUCCAGAAGGCGUCGGCGCUGGACAAUCUGGACGCGACCAAGAAGCACACCCUGGAGCAGAACACGAUCUUCUUCCAGCCGUCGGAAUAG